CACAACAAAACUCUAUUCUGCGCUGUUGUUUUGGGCGAAUUAACGUCCAGCAACGGUUGGCCGACAUUGUUUUCACCCGAAAACUAGAAUAGAACGGAUUUAGACUGAGAAGACAGGACAGAAGGCUAAAGGACAUGAACCGUUAACAUAAAUACAGCUCCCCGAGGCUGCGCGCGCGUCCCGGCAACGGAAGUAGUUGCUGUAUAUAGCUUCCUCAACUGAAGCUAAACACUGAAUCCUAACUUUUUUUUAACUAAAAUGUCGGUAUGUUGCGUGUCUGGCUGUAAAAAUCGACCAACGUCCACCAGUAACCUGAAAUUCUACGGAGUAACAUCUGGAGAUCGGUCGUUUCAGACCAGCUGGACUCGUUUAUGGAUACAAGCGAUCCAACAAGCGAACGGCAGCACCAAGCGACUCAAAGGAAAUGCUCUUAUUUGUAGCGCUCAUUUUAUAUCGGGGGAGGCGUCCAUGGAAAAAGACAAUCCCGACUUUGUGCCCUCUGUGUUUACAUGCGCUAAACAGAGCCCGAGCCCCAAGAAAAGAGCUAAAUGGAUUUAUGGUCGUAGAAAAAGGCGGCGGCGUCAAGCCAAGGCGGAAAAAGAAAAAACAACCCCACCUAAAGUUGAGAAAGAAACAAAGACACCAUCAUCUCCAUCAGUGACAAAGGAAGGAGAAACAUUGACCAAAGAGGCUGAGACUAAGAAUGAAACCAAACCAAUCAAAUCACAAACAACAUCCAGCCCGAGCAAGGCACCCCCAUCAUUUAAACUUCCGGCAGGCAUCCCAACACUAGACAAAAUGAAUCCCAUUGUGCUCCUAAAAUCUGUAUUUGCAGCAGGUAAGUAUCAGUGUGAGCUGUGCACUCAGACCUUCACCGAUGCAUCGCAGCUUGUAAGACACAAAGAACUACAUGAAGAAGAAAGGCUAUUUGUCUGUGAAAUUUGUGGAAAGACCUUCACAAGUCUGUCAGAUUUCACUGAGCACCAGCGUGUCCAUGAGCUUUCCUUUCAGUGCAACAUGUGUGAUCGGUCUUUCACUACAAGUCAAAACCUCAAGCGUCACAAACUGCUGCAUGUCAAAGAUGGCAGGAAGUGCAGCAAGUGUGGCGUACUCUUCUGCCGGCGUCAUAACCACAUUUUAUUCCUGCCACAGUCAGAGUCUGAACAGGAUUCUUUCAUCAUUAAGACAGAGAACGAUCUGCUGAAGAAUCCUGAACUAAACCAGACUGCUGACCUGGAACCUGAUCCUCAGACCACCAUGACUUUAACACCUUCGCUGACUUCUACUGUGCAGACUAUUUUGCCUACUACUUCAAACCCUGGACCUGUAUCUUCUUCUGGACCUUUAUCUAAGACCCAUAAUGCCUUACCUCCAGCCUCACACAGAAGAAUCUUAUCAACAAUGCCUUUUCCAGUGUUGAUAAAACCGUUGCCUGUGCCACGCCCACCCCCGCCAGUACCCAGCAACUCAUUCAACAGCCACCCUGCAGCCUUCAUUCAGCCCCAUCUCCCCCAACAUCCAGAACUUCCACCCUCACUAAAGAUGUUUUCACCACAGUACCUCACCUCAGCUUUACUUGAGGUUACAAGAAAUUAUGACUAUAUUUUAUGUAAACCAACAGUCGUUCCGAAGAGUAUUGUUAAGGAGGAACAAUGUGAACUGCCUCUGAUUCCUCCAGAGGAGCAAAGCGUUGCGAACAACAAAAUGGAAAGAAUAGCUUAUGACCUGGAGGUUGUGCUUUGAUAUGAACAAUGGGGGGUUAUUUCUCACUUUUUAAAACAAACAAACUUCACUUUUUAUCGUAAAGCUAGUAAGACAUUAUGUUGUUUGCACAUCUGGUAGACAUUACAGCUAAAACAUAAACUCAUCUGGGUUAAUUCUACUGCCAGUGUGUCACUUUUGCCAUCUGUAUGGCAUGAAGUGGUCACUUUUUGUUCAACGUUCCUAUGAUAAAUGUAUACUGUGAAUGUAUUGCUGCACACUUCUCCCGAGUCUCUAUUUUCUUUGGCAGUUUGGCCUAAUCUGGUUCAGCACACCGGUAUAUUUUAAGGAAAGUAACUAAACUCAUAAUGCUGCUAUUUUUAUUCAGUAACAGUAAAUUGUAUUUAGGGUGCUGCCACUUUUUAAUCACUGAUGAGGUGAAAUUUGUUUUUCCACUGAACUGUAAGUAAGAAACAUCUGUAACUGACCUGAAUUGUAAAACUGUGCACCAGGUUUUUAUUUUGACUGCAGGCUAUCACCGGUACUUAAGAGUUUGUGGGGUAGUCAUCAGUUUAUUCUCUGCACAAAUGCACAUUGCUAUAGAUGAUAUCAUGGUUAUCAUUAUAACAGCAUAUCUGACAAUACGUGUCAGUGAACUCAGUUUUCUCAUCUACCUCAGCGACCGGGAACCACAUAGACAGUUGUUUAGAGUUUGUUGUUUUUUAUUAUAGAAGUUGUUUUUUCUUCAUGUGUACACAGAAAUACUGUAAUAAUUCCAGUAGUUGGGAUAAGCAAAUAUUACAUUUUUGAUUAAUAUCAUGUUUUUGAGUUGGCUCGUGUGCACUUAAAUGUGAAAGUAGCAGAAGGCAGAGUAAGCAAAGAGUAUUGAGCGAGGAAACUGCCUUUCAGAGACAUGUUUUUUUCCAUAACAGCAAGCAUGUUGUUAAGUUAACAACACAGUAGUUUUCCUGCUUGCUGCAGAGCUGUUUGUCUGUAGCUGACACUGAUCUCCAAGACUCUGUGAAGGAAAACAAGUCAAACAUUUUGCAUUAUUACUUCACUGUGUGCUUCAGAUGAUGCAGGACACCCACUGACUCUGAAGCUGCAGGUUUUAGACCGUUGUUAACCCAUCAGCUUGCUGGUAAUCUUGUUCUUGUGCAUUUUUAAAUCAACUUUAUAUCCGUUUCAGUCAUUACGUUCAAUGGAUGACAAUUUUAUUACAAUAAACU
Molecule: messenger RNA, 2930 nt
Organism: Chelmon rostratus (copperband butterflyfish)
Lineage: Eukaryota; Metazoa; Chordata; Actinopteri; Chaetodontiformes; Chaetodontidae
Product: fez family zinc finger protein 1-like
Exons: 4
Coding region: 259-1743 (494 amino acids)
Biological process (GO): regulation of transcription by RNA polymerase II
Molecular function (GO): RNA polymerase II cis-regulatory region sequence-specific DNA binding; DNA-binding transcription factor activity
Source: RefSeq, a predicted model, not a curated record